Drosophila subpulchrella is the source of this 641-nucleotide messenger RNA. RefSeq lists its product as uncharacterized. The record is from RefSeq and is a predicted model, not a curated record. The transcript has a single exon. Bases 65 to 445 code for a protein of 126 amino acids. Lineage: Eukaryota; Metazoa; Arthropoda; Insecta; Diptera; Drosophilidae. Gene Ontology annotation, biological process: cristae formation. Gene Ontology annotation, cellular component: mitochondrial crista junction; MICOS complex.
AUCAGUUGUCAAAAUUUCUAAAAAAAAAACAAAUUAUUGGUGUACUUCAAAUUUGAAAUUUCCAAUGGCUUUCUUCCUUUUCCGAUUGGCUCUGGUGGCUGGUGCGGUUUAUGGCACCCAAGAGUUGGGUAUUUGGGAAAGUGCCGACCACACACAGGAGCUAUUCGAAGACGCCAAGCGCGAGGUGAGUCCCUUUGCCGAGGACCUGAUGGGCCGAUUCUGCUGCUGGCGCUGCGAGAAGUGCGAUCCCGACGUAGAGGUCAAGCCGUGGCAGGAGUCCAUGGUGGAUGCCUGGAACGAUACGGUCAAGAAGACCUUUAACGCCCUGGGUGUCCAGGUGCCCUUGUACUACAACCGCUUCUCGGAAGACUUGCAGCAGGGCAUCGACGACUUGGUGAACAACAAUGAAGACGUAGUUACCGACCCUAAAGAUGGCUCAAAAUAAUAGCCUCCAUAACUGAAUGCCCUUCAAACUGAGAUGCAGCUAUUUUUUGGGAGAUACUCGUACUACAAAAAUAUUUGAGGCGAAAUUUAGUUGUGCUCUUAGUCCCUAUCCAUAAUAUACAAUCUUCAGAUUGAAAAAGAGAGAACGCUAUAAUUGAGUGCCUUGACUAUCAUUAGCUAACUAAUCUAAUCUAAUU